This is a messenger RNA of Debaryomyces hansenii CBS767, 297 nucleotides long. It is a transcript of the gene SFT1, whose product is annotated as Sft1p. Lineage: Eukaryota; Fungi; Ascomycota; Pichiomycetes; Serinales; Debaryomycetaceae. The transcript has a single exon. The record is from RefSeq and is a predicted model, not a curated record. Bases 1 to 297 code for a protein of 98 amino acids.
AUGUCAAACCCCUUGUAUUCACAUAGAGAACAAGAAAAUAAUCAACGGUUUGACAAUCUAGCUCAGACUUUGAGUCAAUUCCGUAAUACAGUAAACAAUGAUAUUCAUGGAUCAAUCCAACAAGAAAAUCUGACAUUAGAUUUAUUAAAUGAUAAUUUCAGUCAGUUAAUGCAUCUGGUCAAAAGAACAAGUGGCGAUUUACGAAAUGUUAUGAAUAGAAAUGCAAGUCUUACAAAAAUUGUGGGUCUUAUAUUGCUUGCAUUUUUUGUAAUUUGGAUGUUGUACAAAUUAAGGUAA